Molecule: messenger RNA, 1849 nt
Organism: Aspergillus novofumigatus IBT 16806
Lineage: Eukaryota; Fungi; Ascomycota; Eurotiomycetes; Eurotiales; Aspergillaceae
Product: MFS transporter
Exons: 3
Coding region: 317-1849 (510 amino acids)
Biological process (GO): transmembrane transport
Molecular function (GO): transmembrane transporter activity
Source: RefSeq, a predicted model, not a curated record
CCAACCCGUGCUCAUUCACUAAUCACUCAUUGCUCAACUUCUUUCACUCAUUCAAACAAGACCGACAUCUACUAAGCACACAUAAAAACCCGCCUUAAGAAGUUGCACUCCCUACUCCCAACCCUGUCUUAUCCGGUAAGCCAUUGGCUCCCGCGGAUGUUCAAUUUCCGAGGAGGAAUGUAGGGGGCAAGUAAGGGCGGAAUUAAUAAAUAAGAAGCAGAAGGCCGUUCAACAGAGAAGGAUAAGUGGAGGAAAGGAAUCAGUGACUGUAUCAUACCUGAGAUUUGUUCCUCCCUCCAUCGAACCUGUAUGGGAAAUGAGCCAAAAUCGACGCCGGCAUCACUCAAACACACCCACCUCGAAUGGACUCGUACCUCUGAACAUGGCUCAUCUCCUACCAGCAAGAAAAACCGCCCAAACACAGCACCUCUCCAGUAUGGACAUGGAAGAACCAUCCAUAAUCGACUGGGACGGCCCUUAUGAUCCCGCUCGCCCCGUCAACUGGUCCAAGUCGAAGAAAUGGCGGAAUAUCUUCAGUAUCGCCUUUCUCACCUUCCUUACUCCCCUUACGUCGUCCAUCGUGGCGCCAGCCGUGCAUAUGAUAAUGGGAACCUUUCACUCAACCAACAAAGUGCUGGGUUCGUUUGUGGUCUCUAUCUAUCUGUUAGGAUUUGCCGUCGGACCGUUGGUUCUCGCUCCUCUUUCUGAAAUCUACGGCCGGCUGUAUGUGUACCAGGUCUCCACGGCCAUCUUCAUCCUCUGGAAUGUCGCUUGUGCGCUAGCUCCGAACCUGGGGGCUCUCUUGGCCUUCCGUCUUUUUGCAGGGAUUUCAGGGAGCAGUCCGCUCACUCUGGGGGCAGGGUCUGUUGCGGACCUGUUUGUCGAGAAGGAAAGAGGAGUAGCAAUGGCACUCUAUGGUAUAGGCCCGUUAAUGGGUCCCGUUAUCGGCCCGAUCGCAGGUGGCUAUCUAUCUGAGGCCGCCGGAUGGCGAUGGGUGUUCUGGCUGCUUGUGAUUGUGUCUGGCGUUGCUCUACUCUUCGCUACCAUCCUCCAGUCCGAGACCUUUGAGCCAGUAUUGCUGCAGCGACGCAUUAAGCAACAGCGCAAGGAAACCGGUGAUCUGAUUAUGCGCUCUACAUCAGCCCGUCGGAUCGAUCCCAAGCAAAACAUGGUUCAAUCGAUCGUCCGGCCGCUGAAACUGCUUGCUCUUUCGCCGAUCGUCGCACUUUUCGCCAUCUACAUGGGCGUCGUGUUUGGAUAUCUCUACUUGCUUUUUACUACGAUCCCCGCCGUAUACCGGGAAACGUAUCACUUCAGCGAGGGCUCUUCUGGCCUUGUCUACAUUGGAGUUGGCGUGGGUGCUCUCAUUGGUAUGGUCGCAUUUGGUGCUCUUUCCGAUAGGAUUCUAGUCCGCCUUACCGCAAAAAACAAUGGAACGUCUGAGCCUGAGUUUCGCCUUCCCCUACUGGUUCCCGGAAGCCUGCUGCUCCCCAUUGGAUUCUUCUGGUAUGGAUGGUCUGCCGACAAGCGUCUGCAUUGGAUGAUGCCGGUUGUCGGUAUUGGCUGGAUAGGCUGCGGGAUCACAGCGACUAUACUCGCCAUUCAGGGGUACCUGAUUGAUGCAUACAGUGAGUAUGCAGCCUCAGCUGUAGCAGCGAUCACGGUCUUCCGGUGCCUGGUUGGCGCCUUUUUGCCUCUGGCAGGACCGCCCAUGUAUUCUUCGUUGGGUCUGGGAUGGGGAAAUUCCCUACUGGGGUUCAUUGGUCUGGGAUUGCUUCCUUUGCCUGCAGUUUUCUACUUUUAUGGCAGAGCCAUUCGAACGAGCCCACGGUUUAGAGUCUCCCUUUGA